AUGGACCCCCUGAACCUGUCCUGGAUCGACGAGGACCCGGACGGCGGGAACUGGAGCCGGCUGGUCAAUGGGUCCCGGACGGGGGGUGGGGCUGCGGUCUUCAACUACUACGCCAUGCUGCUUACCCUACUCAUCUUCGUCAUCGUCUUCGGCAACGUGCUCGUGUGCAUGGCUGUGUCACGGGAGAAGGCCCUGCAGACGACCACCAACUACCUGAUCGUCAGCCUGGCCGUGGCCGACCUCCUGGUGGCCUCCCUCGUCAUGCCCUGGGUGGUCUACCUGGAGGUGGUGGGCGAAUGGCGGUUCAGUCGGAUCCACUGUGAUAUCUUCGUCACCCUUGAUGUCAUGAUGUGCACAGCCAGCAUCCUCAACCUGUGUGCCAUCAGCAUCGACAGGUACACAGCCGUGGCCAUGCCCAUGCUCUACAACACCCGCUACAGCUCCAAGCGCCGGGUCACCGUCAUGAUCACCGUGGUCUGGGUCCUGUCCUUUGCCAUCUCCUGCCCACUGCUGUUUGGCCUCAACAACACCGCCCAGAAUGAGUGCAUCAUCGCCAACCCAGCCUUCGUGGUGUACUCCUCCGUCGUGUCUUUCUACGUGCCCUUCAUCGUCACGCUCCUCGUCUACGUCCAGAUCUACAUUGUCCUGCGCAAGCGCCGCAAGCGGGUCAACACCAAGCGCACGUGCCUCGGGCUGGAGUCCGACACGCAGGUCCCACUCAAGGACAAGUGUGCCCACCCAGAUGACGUGAAGUUGUGCCCGCUUAUCGCCAAAUCCAACGGGAGCUUCCUGGCCCACAAGAGGAAAGUGGAGGCAGCAGUGGACAUGAUGUCCAGCACCAGCCCACCCGAGAAGACCAAGUACUCACCCGCGGCCCCCAGCACCCUCCCACUGGCCGCCCCCACGCCCUCGCAGCCGGGCGCCCCCUCCACGGGUCCCACCGACAGCCCCCCACGACCACAGAGGAACGGCCUGGCUCGGGGGGCCCCCAGGGUGGCCAAGAUGUUCGAGAUCCAGAACCUGCGCAACGGCAAGAUGCGGACGUCGCUCAAGGCACUGAGCCGGCGGAAAUUGUCCCAGCAGAAGGAGAAGAAGGCCACGCAGAUGCUGGCCAUUGUGCUCGGUGUGUUUGUCAUCUGCUGGCUGCCCUUCUUCAUCACCCACAUCCUGAACAUUCACUGUGACUGCGCCAUCCCCCCCGUGCUCUACAGCGCCUUCACAUGGCUGGGCUACGUCAACAGCGCAGUCAACCCCAUCAUCUACACGACGUUCAACGUCGAGUUCCGCAAGGCCUUCCUGAAGAUCCUGCACUGCUGACCCCCAGCCUGCCCCCCGCCACCGCCCGCUCAGCCAUCCCCUGCUUCCUGGGGGGAGGGGGUUUGUGGUGGGCUGCAGGACUGACCCUCGGGCCUCCCCCCCAGGCCCUCCCCCUGGGUUGGAGCAGCCAGACUGUCCGCAGCUGGGCUGAGGGAGAGGAAUGCUGGGGUCCAUCCCCCCCCCAACCCUGACCCAGCACCUCUUCUCAUUGUCUACUCUUGGAGCAAGGAUGUGGGGCUGGGGAAUUUGUGGGAUUGGAGGAGGGCCUGACUCCCUGCACCCACACCUGCCAGCCCAGAACUGCACAGUCGUUUGUCCUCUCACCUGGUCCUGGGGGCAGGACAGGGAGAAAUGGGCUCAGGUCUGACCCAGGCCCCAGGACCUGCUCCUCCUCCUGCAGUCCAGCCUGGGCAGCCGGCCUCAGGGGAGAGGAAGGGGUCUUAAGAGUUUCCAUCCCUGGGAUGACCCCCCAACCCCUAAGACAUGGCAUUGACCCUUUAACCCCCAGCCUCAGUGUACAGGACUGAGGAUUGGACCACACUGUUGGGGCUUGAGCUAGAGGCCCAUCCUGGCUGCUGCAGGGCUCAGCUCCCUGUGCCCACCCCUGCCAGCCCAGGACUGGGCAGCUGCCUGUCUGUCCAUCUGUCUGAGUCUUUUGUAAGCUCGAUCACUGCACAGACAAUAAAGAG
Messenger RNA from Tachyglossus aculeatus (Australian echidna), 2006 nucleotides. RefSeq names its product dopamine receptor D2 (gene DRD2). Gene Ontology annotation, cellular component: presynaptic membrane; glutamatergic synapse. The coding region runs from base 1 to 1317 and encodes 438 amino acids. Gene Ontology annotation, biological process: adenylate cyclase-activating adrenergic receptor signaling pathway; adenylate cyclase-inhibiting dopamine receptor signaling pathway. NCBI's taxonomy places the organism in Eukaryota, Metazoa, Chordata, Mammalia, Monotremata, Tachyglossidae. The transcript has 7 exons. The record is from RefSeq and is a predicted model, not a curated record. Gene Ontology annotation, molecular function: G protein-coupled receptor activity; dopamine neurotransmitter receptor activity, coupled via Gi/Go.